AUGUCGAACGAUCAGAAGCAGUCAGGUUUAGCACGCGUUGUGGGCUCCGCAUCUGCGGGAAUCCUCGAGAUCGGGGUGUUUCACCCGGUGGACACGAUCUCCAAGAGACUGAUGUCGAACCACACCAAGAUUACGAACGCCCAGCAGUUGAAUGAUGUUGUGUUCCGCGAACAUGCGAGCAAGCCAUUUGGCCAGAGGCUAUUCACGCUGUUCCCGGGCCUUGGUUACGCGGCAACGUACAAGAUUUUCCAGCGGGUGUACAAGUAUGGCGGGCAGCCUUUUGCCAACGAGUUCUUGAACAAGCACUUCAAGGCGGACUUUGACGGCGCGUUUGGCGAGAAGACGGGGAAGGCUUUGCGGUCGGCGACGGCGGGCUCCCUGAUUGGGAUCGGAGAGAUCGUGCUAUUGCCGUUGGAUGUGCUGAAGAUCAAGAGACAGACCAACCCAGAGUCGUUCCGCGGCCGUGGUUUCUUGAGGAUUCUACGCGACGAAGGCAUGGGUCUAUACCGUGGGUGGGGCUGGACCGCAGCGCGGAAUGCGCCGGGCUCUUUUGCGUUGUUCGGUGGUAACGCGUUUGCGAAGGAGUACAUUCUAGGUUUGAAGGACUACAGUCAGGCUACAUGGGGCCAGAACUUUGUUUCUUCCAUUUUUGGUGCAUCUGCUUCGCUGAUUGUAUCUGCUCCGCUUGAUGUCAUCAAGACCAGAAUUCAGAGCAGAAACUUUGAGAGCGCCGAGUCUGGUUUUACGAUCGUCAAGAACACUUUGAAAAACGAGGGUGCUACUGCGUUCUUCAAGGGUCUGACUCCAAAGCUGUUAACGACCGGCCCCAAGCUGGUUUUCUCGUUUGCAAUUGCGCAGACUUUGAUCCCUAUGUUCGACAAUAUGCUACGCAAGUAG
This is a messenger RNA of Eremothecium gossypii ATCC 10895, 897 nucleotides long. RefSeq names its product Ggc1p (gene GGC1). The record is from RefSeq and is marked provisional. Gene Ontology annotation, cellular component: mitochondrion. Gene Ontology annotation, molecular function: guanine nucleotide transmembrane transporter activity. Lineage: Eukaryota; Fungi; Ascomycota; Saccharomycetes; Saccharomycetales; Saccharomycetaceae. Bases 1 to 897 code for a protein of 298 amino acids. The transcript has a single exon.